UGAGUGAGAGGGCUAACAAAAACGCCACGAUUACGACUCCGCCCGACCUCUCCGAGAGUUCUCGACGAACGACGUGUUCGGUGUUUAUUUCGGAAUUCACUAGUGUCUUGGUUGGGUGUGUCGCUGAUUAAAUUAAAAAAGACAACAUGAGCGGACAGCAGUAUUACCCGUACAAGUGUACUCCCACGGUUUACCCCGCGGAACCUUUCGAAGCGGCCGCCGAUGCGGAGACGCUCCGCAAGGCCAUGAAAGGCUUCGGUACCGAUGAGAAGGCCAUCAUCGACGUCCUUUGCCGCCGUGGAAUCGUCCAGCGUCUAGAAAUCGCUGAAACCUUCAAAACUAACUAUGGAAAGGACCUCAUCAGUGAACUCAAGAGCGAACUUGGCGGUAACCUCGAGAACGUGAUAAUAGCUCUUAUGACUCCCCUCCCACACUUCUACGCUAAGGAGUUGCAUGACGCAGUCGCCGGGAUCGGAACUGACGAGGAAGCUAUCAUUGAAAUCCUUUGCACCCUAUCCAACUACGGCAUAAGGACCAUUUCAGCGUUUUAUGAACAGCUAUACGGCAAGAGCCUAGAGUCGGACCUGAAGGGUGACACCUCUGGUCACUUCAAGCGUCUAUGCGUGUCCCUGUGCAUGGCCAACCGCGAUGAGAACGCCGGAGUCGACGAGGGCGCGGCCAAAGCCGAUGCUGAGGCGCUGGCGUCUGCCGGAGAGGGACAGUGGGGCACAGAUGAGUCUGUCUUCAACUCCAUCCUUAUAACACGCUCUUAUCAGCAGCUGAGACAAAUCUUUGCUGAAUACGAGGCCUUGACUGGCAAAGAUAUUGAAGAAACAAUCAAGAAGGAAUUCUCUGGAAGCGUCGAGAAGGGCAUGCUUGCUAUCGUCAAGUGUGUGAAGAGCAAAGUUGGUUUCUUCGCGGAACGUCUGUACUACUCUAUGAAGGGUCUGGGAACCAACGACAAAACCCUUAUCAGAAUUGUCGUUAGCCGUUCCGAGAUCGAUCUCGGUGACAUCAAACAGGCUUUCCUAGACAAGUACGGCAAACCCCUGGAGGAGUGGAUCGCUGGCGACACUUCCGGGGAUUACAAGAAGGCUUUACUGACUCUUGUUGAGUAAAUAGUGUUGGCAAGGAUGGUCUGGGAGACAACGAAUGAGAUCACCUAGAUUUUAAUUCACUACAUUCUUUUUGUCAAUUGUUAGGUUCUUAAGAGCUAGGGUACGAGCACACUGAAAACAAACUUGGAUAUAUUUUACUCUAAUAUUGUCUCAAAGAUGAUUAGUGUAAAAAUUGUUUUCAGUAUGACCAAACCUUAGGUUAUCCAUGCCGAGUGUAAAUUUUAUUUUUCAUAAAGAUCUGUAUAUUUUGCUUAUGUUUAUCAUUGUCACGUAACUUUCUCUGCACAGUAGCUAACAGCUUAGUGUCGCGAGUGCAUGGUGCCUGGUACCUCAGUGUGGAGGUUGCUUUUUUUACAAGUAGUUGUUCCCAUUUUUCAGGAGGAGAUGGACGGUUCACUCGGUCAUCUCCUAUCUACAAUGUGUUACUAAGGCUACCCUACCCCAGACUAAAUAAGUUAUAUUACAACCGCCACUACCAUGUAUGACCUGUGGUGUAAAUAUUUAUAAUCUGUCGUACCCUAUUUAUAUGUAUUGGUACACUUUACUUAUUGAUGCAUUUUGAAAAAGAUUAUUAUGUUUUUAAGUUUUAUUAAUUAUUUAAUCUCAUGUGUGAUUUGUAAUCUCAUGCUAAUCUCAAUGCACGCUGUGUGAAGUAUCGAUAGAAAUUAUGGGCCAGUUUCGGUAUUAUUUUUGCUACUGUUACAGUGUUGGUUUUUCAAUAUCUUUACAGGAAGACCUAGAUGGUGACUUCAGGAAUGUUCUAGUCACACUUUGUGCUUAAUCCUGCAAAAUAAAUUAUAUAUUUUAUUUGCAUAUUAUAAAUUAUUUUUCUAUAAAUGUUUUAAAAAAUGCAUGUUAUCGAAUAGUUCUAUUACAGAAACAAAUGUAAUAUUUUGCAGGAUGAUACGAAAGGAGACUACAAAAGGGUGUUACUCACUAUUGUUUCUUAAGAAAAAGCAUAAUAAGACUACAAUGUACUGAAUGUUUGUAUUAUUGCACUUAAAAAGCUAAGUCCCGAUAUGAAACUGCCUUUAUAUAACUGUUGAGAUGUGUAGAAAUAAAAGCUUGAUAUUUUUGUGAAAAUGAGAUAUUUAUUGGUGCUGUAGUUUUGUUUACGGUGUAUUAUAUAUACAUAAAUACAUUAUUAAUAAAACUAUGUAUGUUUCAA
Molecule: messenger RNA, 2286 nt
Organism: Vanessa atalanta (red admiral)
Lineage: Eukaryota; Metazoa; Arthropoda; Insecta; Lepidoptera; Nymphalidae
Gene: AnnIX
Product: annexin B9
Exons: 8
Coding region: 147-1118 (323 amino acids)
Cellular component (GO): cytoplasm
Molecular function (GO): calcium-dependent phospholipid binding; calcium ion binding
Source: RefSeq, a predicted model, not a curated record